Fonsecaea nubica is the source of this 810-nucleotide messenger RNA. RefSeq lists its product as hypothetical. Gene Ontology annotation, molecular function: nicotinamide-nucleotide adenylyltransferase activity; nicotinate-nucleotide adenylyltransferase activity. The transcript is spliced from 2 exons. The record is from RefSeq and is a predicted model, not a curated record. Gene Ontology annotation, biological process: NAD+ biosynthetic process. Bases 1 to 810 code for a protein of 269 amino acids. Lineage: Eukaryota; Fungi; Ascomycota; Eurotiomycetes; Chaetothyriales; Herpotrichiellaceae.
AUGGACGAAUACCGCUUCCCCGACUCCCGCCUGAAGAAGAAGAUGGACGACCCGGAGAAAACACCUCUUCUGCUGGUUGCCUGCGGCUCCUUCUCACCCAUUACCUUCCUACACCUGCGUAUGUUUGUUAUGGCUGCCGACUACGUCAAGCACAACACGGACUACGAGAUGAUCGGCGGAUACCUGUCUCCUGUAUCGGACGCCUACAAGAAGCAGGGCCUAGCUCCAGCGGAACACAGAGUCGCCAUGUGCCAACUCGCAAUUGACAAAGCCUCCAGCUGGCUCAUGGUUGACCCGUGGGAAGCUGAAAAGAAGGAAUACCAACCAACGGCAAAGGUUUUGGAUCAUUUCGAUAAUGAAAUCAACGUCAUCCGGAAGGGCAUUGACACUGGAAACGGGACCCGGAAACCCGUCAAGAUAUCGCUACUCGCUGGCGCCGAUCUGAUCCAGACCAUGUCCACCCCAGGCAUUUGGAGCGAGAAGGAUUUGGAUCACAUCCUCGGAAGAUAUGGCACUUUUAUCAUUGAAAGAUCCGGCACCGACAUUGACGAGGCCCUGGCCAGUUUGCAAAACUACCGUGACAAUAUCCACGUUAUCCAGCAACUCAUACAGAAUGACGUCAGCAGCACAAAGAUAAGACUUUUCCUGAGGAGAGGCAUGAGCGUACAAUACUUGAUCCCAGCACCAGUUGUCGAGUAUAUUGAGCAAAAUCACCUGUAUAGAGACGAUGCUCGUUCGUCGAGCACUACCUCGAUUCAACACCCGGACAACGACAAAGGAAAGGCCAAGGAAGUCCCGACGACCAGUUGA